UCAAAACCCAAGGCGCCUAUUUAAAACACCCUUCGCCACUCAUUAACUAGUGUUAUAUACCCAGAGUACCGAGAAGGCCAGUGCCCUCUAUUCCGUUCACUUUAGUAGAGUGAUCCUUGCACUUUUCUAGUUUUCUUUGUAUUCUCAACAAACUAUGUCUAUGGUGGAGGUUAGAGUCCCUAACCUUGACUGUGAGGGAUGUGCUAGUAAGUUAAAGAAAGCUCUCUUCAAACUCAAAGGAGUAGAAGAGGUGGAAAUAGAAAUGGAGACACAGAAGAUAACAGUGAGAGGCUAUGCCUUGGAGGAGAAGAAGGUGCUCAAAGCAAUCAAGCGAACUGGAAAAGCAGCGGAGCCAUGGCCAUUUCCUGGAUACUCUCAUUUUGCCUCAUUUUACAAGUACCCAACUUACAUUGUCAACCAUUAUUACGACACCCACACAAAUGGAGCCUCCACGGGCGUCCAUACUUUCUUCCAUACACCUGCUGUUUAUUCAGUCGCGGUGGCAUCCGAUGAGGCCAUUGCUUCACUCUUCAGCGAUGACAACCCGCAUGCUUGCACAAUCAUGUGAACACGCGUUUUUUCCCUGCUCUGGGUUUUUCACAAAUUCAUGCUUUUCUUUCGGAGAAAAUAAUGCUUUAUUCCUUUAAUUUGUCACUCAUUUUGCUGUAUGAUUUUCAAAUUAUAUAUAUUAAACAUGUCACUUAAUCGUCGAAUUUUGAUAGAGGAUAUAUAAAAGUUGCAACUUACAUCUUAUAUUAGGGGAUUAAGUGACAAUUUUGAUAAUUUGUAAAUCUAUGACAAAUGGAUCGUCGGUUAUCCAAGGGAAUAGAGUUCAUUUUCAUAACGGGGGCCUCGUUAUGAUCUGCUUCAAAUC
Carya illinoinensis is the source of this 874-nucleotide messenger RNA. RefSeq names its product heavy metal-associated isoprenylated plant protein 31. The transcript has 3 exons. The record is from RefSeq and is a predicted model, not a curated record. The coding region runs from base 155 to 568 and encodes 137 amino acids. Gene Ontology annotation, molecular function: metal ion binding. NCBI's taxonomy places the organism in Eukaryota, Viridiplantae, Streptophyta, Magnoliopsida, Fagales, Juglandaceae.